AUGACGAUAUUAUUUUUUCUACUUCUCUUUGGCUAUGUCUGGGCGGAUACAUUGCCAAAUGGCUGCCCAUCGGAUUUCAGCGUCCAUCGCCUCUUGAGACACGAAACGGAUUGCAACAUGUACUAUUCAUGCAGCAAUGGACGUAAAAUUUUAAUGCCAUGUCCCGGAGGUUUGCUCUUCAACGAACCUACACAGGGGUGCGAUUGGCCGCGUAAUGUUAACUGCAAUUCUGAUGCUCCAACAACAACUUUAAGGCCUCCAACAACAACUCAAACGUCAACAACUCAGGCGCCAACAACAUCAACAACUCCGGGGCCAACAACUAGUCCGCCAUUGCCGCCAAACGAAUGUCCUACAGAUUUUAAUGUUAUAUUAAAACUACCUCACACAGAUUGUGACAAAUAUUACAAUUGUAGCGACGGUGUCAAAGUUCUCCUAAAAUGUCCACCAGGGAAAUAUUUUGACAUGGACCUGCAGGACUGUAACUGGUCAGAAAAUGUGAACUGUACCCAAGAUCGACUCCUUCCUAAUGGAUGCCCCGCUGAGUUUCAUGUGAAUAAGAAACUGCCUCAUGAGGAAGACUGCAACAAGUUUUAUCAAUGCAGUUUCGGUAUUAAAGUGGAAAAGAACUGCCCUCCAACUUUACACUUCAACCCCAUACUACAGGUUUGCGAUUACCCUGAUAAAGCUGGUUGCCUCGCAAAUGAUGACAAAGGAGAGUGGUUGGAAAACGGUUGUCCAUCAAAUUUUUCCGUCCACUGGCUUCUACCACACGAAGAAGAUUGUUCUAAAUUCUAUUAUUGCGUUUUCGGCAAAAAAGAAGAAAGAAGCUGCGCACCCGGUACAUACUUUGAUUUUAAAAUACAGGUGUGUAACCAUAAGUACAUGGUUAAAUGUACGGCAUCACCAAAGUCCACAACAUCAACGUCUCCUCUAACUACUGAAACUACGAAAGUAACCGAUGAUUCGACAACAAAAACCACAGAGAGAACAACUGAGUUACAAACAACUUCAACUACUGAGAUCGUGACCGAAGAUCUUUCAACAUCAACCACUGAGGAGGUAACUGAGGCCCCUACAAGUUCAACUACUGAGAUCGUGACCGAAGAUCCUUCAACAUCAACCACUGAGGAGGUAACUGAGGCCCCUACAAGUUCAACUACUGAGAUCGUGACCGAUGAUCCUUCAACAUCAACCACUGAGGAGGUAACUGAGGCCCCUACAAGUUCAACUACUGAGAUCGUGACCGAAGAUCCUUCAACAUCAACCACUGAGGAGGUAACUGAGGCCCCUACAAGUUCAACUACUGAGAUCGUGACCGAAGAUCCUUCAACAUCAACCACUGAGGAGGUAACUGAGGCCCCUACAAGUUCAACUACUGAGAUCGUGACCGAUGAUCCUUCAACAUCAACCACUGAGGAGGUAACUGAGGCCCCUACAAGUUCAACUACUGAGAUCGUGACCGAAGAUCCUUCAACAUCAACCACUGAGGAGGUAACUGAGGCCCCUACAAGUUCAACUACUGAGAUCGUGACCGAUGAUCCUUCAACAUCAACCACUGAGGAGGUAACUGAGGCCCCUACAAGUUCAACUACUGAGAUCGUGACCGAUGAUCCUUCAACAUCAACCACUGAGGAGGUAACUGAGGCCCCUACAAGUUCAACUACUGAGAUCGUGACCGAAGAUCCUUCAACAUCAACCACUGAGGAGGUAACUGAGGCCCCUACAAGUUCAACUACUGAGAUCGUGACCGAUGAUCCUUCAACAUCAACCACUGAGGAGGUAACUGAGGCCCCUACAAGUUCAACUACUGAGAUCGUGACCGAAGAUCCUUCAACAUCAACCACUGAGGAGGUAACUGAGGCCCCUACAAGUUCAACUACUGAGAUCGUGACCGAUGAUCCUUCAACAUCAACCACUGAGGAGGUAACUGAGGCCCCUACAAGUUCAACUACUGAGAUCGUGACCGAUGAUCCUUCAACAUCAACCACUGAGGAGGUAACUGAGGCCCCUACAAGUUCAACUACUGAGAUCGUGACCGAUGAUCCUUCAACAUCAACCACUGAGGAGGUAACUGAGGCCCCUACAAGUUCAACUACUGAGAUCGUGACCGAUGAUCCUUCAACAUCAACCACUGAGGAGGUAACUGAGGCCCCUACAAGUUCAACUACUGAGAUCGUGACCGAUGAUCCUUCAACAUCAACCACUGAGGAGGUAACUGAGGCCCCUACAAGUUCAACCACUGAGAUCGUGACCGAUGAUCCUUCAACAUCAACCACUGAGGAGGUAACUGAGGCCCCUACAAGUUCAACUACUGAGAUCGUGACCGAUGAUCCUUCAACAUCAACCACUGAGGAGGUAACUGAGGCCCCUACAAGUUCAACUACUGAGAUCGUGACCGAUGAUCCUUCAACAUCAACCACUGAGGAGGUAACUGAGGCCCCUACAAGUUCAACUACUGAGAUCGUGACCGAUGAUCCUUCAACAUCAACCACUGAGAGAGUAACUGAGGCCCCUACAAGUUCAACUACUGAGAUCGUGACCGAUGAUCCUUCAACAUCAACCACUGAGGAGGUAACUGAGGCCCCUACAAGUUCAACUACUGAGAUCGUGACCGAUGAUCCUUCAACAUCAACCACUGAGAGAGUAACUGAGGCCCCUACAAGUUCAACUACUGAGAUCGUGACCGAUGAUCCUUCAACAUCAACCACUGAGAGAGUAACUGAGGCCCCUACAAGUUCAACUACUGAGAUCGUGACCGAUGAUCCUUCAACAUCAACCACUGAGGAGGUAACUGAGGCCCCUACAAGUUCAACUACUGAGAUCGUGACCGAUGAUCCUUCAACAUCAACCACUGAGAGAGUAACUGAGGCCCCUACAAGUUCAACUACUGAGAUCGUGACCGAUGAUCCUUCAACAUCAACCACUGAGGAGGUAACUGAGGCCCCUACAAGUUCAACUACUGAGAUCGUGACCGAUGAUCCUUCAACAUCAACCACUGAGGAGGUAACUGAGGCCCCUACAAGUUCAACUACUGAGAUCGUGACCGAUGAUCCUUCAACAUCAACCACUGAGGAGGUAACUGAGGCCCCUACAAGUUCAACUACUGAGAUCGUGACCGAUGAUCCUUCAACAUCAACCACUGAGAGAGUAACUGAGGCCCCUACAAGUUCAACUACUGAGAUCGUGACCGAUGAUCCUUCAACAUCAACCACUGAGGAGGUAACUGAGGCCCCUACAAGUUCAACUACUGAGAUCGUGACCGAUGAUCCUUCAACAUCAACCACUGAGGAGGUAACUGAGGCCCCUACAAGUUCAACUACUGAGAUCGUGACCGAUGAUCCUUCAACAUCAACCACUGAGGAGGUAACUGAGGCCCCUACAAGUUCAACUACUGAGAUCGUGACCGAUGAUCCUUCAACAUCAACCACUGAGGAGGUAACUGAGGCCCCUACAAGUUCAACUACUGAGAUCGUGACCGAUGAUCCUUCAACAUCAACCACUGAGGAGGUAACUGAGGCCCCUACAAGUUCAACUACUGAGAUCGUGACCGAUGAUCCUUCAACAUCAACCACUGAGAGAGUAACUGAGGCCCCUACAAGUUCAACUACUGAGAUCGUGACCGAUGAUCCUUCAACAUCAACCACUGAGGAGGUAACUGAGGCCCCUACAAGUUCAACUACUGAGAUCGUGACCGAUGAUCCUUCAACAUCAACCACUGAGGAGGUAACUGAGGCCCCUACAAGUUCAACUACUGAGAUCGUGACCGAUGAUCCUUCAACAUCAACCACUGAGGAGGUAACUGAGGCCCCUACAAGUUCAACUACUGAGAUCGUGACCGAUGAUCCUUCAACAUCAACCACUGAGGAGGUAACUGAGGCCCCUACAAGUUCAACUACUGAGAUCGUGACCGAUGAUCCUUCAACAUCAACCACUGAGGAGGUAACUGAGGCCCCUACAAGUUCAACUACUGAGAUCGUGACCGAUGAUCCUUCAACAUCAACCACUGAGGAGGUAACUGAGGCCCCUACAAGUUCAACUACUGAGAUCGUGACCGAUGAUCCUUCAACAUCAACCACUGAGAGAGUAACUGAGGCCCCUACAAGUUCAACUACUGAGAUCGUGACCGAUGAUCCUUCAACAUCAACCACUGAGGAGGUAACUGAGGCCCCUACAAGUUCAACUACUGAGAUCGUGACCGAUGAUCCUUCAACAUCAACCACUGAGGAGGUAACUGAGGCCCCUACAAGUUCAACUACUGAGAUCGUGACCGAUGAUCCUUCAACAUCAACCACUGAGGAGGUAACUGAGGCCCCUACAAGUUCAACUACUGAGAUCGUGACCGAUGAUCCUUCAACAUCAACCACUGAGAGAGUAACUGAGGCCCCUACAAGUUCAACUACUGAGAUCGUGACCGAUGAUCCUUCAACAUCAACCACUGAGGAGGUAACUGAGGCCCCUACAAGUUCAACUACUGAGAUCGUGACCGAUGAUCCUUCAACAUCAACCACUGAGGAGGUAACUGAGGCCCCUACAAGUUCAACUACUGAGAUCGUGACCGAUGAUCCUUCAACAUCAACCACUGAGGAGGUAACUGAGGCCCCUACAAGUUCAACCACUGAGAUCGUGACCGAAGAUCCUUCAACAUCAACCACUGAGGAGGUAACUGAGGCCCCUACAAGUUCAACUACUGAGAUCGUGACCGAUGAUCCUUCAACAUCAACCACUGAGAGAGUAACUGAGGCCCCUACAAGUUCAACUACUGAGAUCGUGACCGAUGAUCCUUCAACAUCAACCACUGAGGAGGUAACUGAGGCCCCUACAAGUUCAACUACUGAGAUCGUGACCGAUGAUCCUUCAACAUCAACCACUGAGGAGGUAACUGAGGCCCCAACAAGUUCAACUACUGAGAUCGUGACCGAUGAUCCUUCAACAUCAACCACUGAGGAGGUAACUGAGGCCCCUACAAGUUCAACUACUGAGAUCGUGACCGAUGAUCCUUCAACAUCAACCACUGAGAGAGUAACUGAGGCCCCUACAAGUUCAACCACUGAGAUCGUGACCGAAGAUCCUUCAACAUCAACCACUGAGGAGGUAACUGAGGCCCCUACAAGUUCAACUACUGAGAUCGUGACCGAUGAUCCUUCAACAUCAACCACUGAGGAGGUAACUGAGGCCCCUACAAGUUCAACCACUGAGAUCGUGACCGAAGAUCCUUCAACAUCAACCACUGAGGAGGUAACUGAGGCCCCUACAAGUUCAACUACUGAGAUCGUGACCGAAGAUCCUUCAACAUCAACCACUGAGGAGGUAACUGAGGCCCCUACAAGUUCAACUACUGAGAUCGUGACCGAUGAUCCUUCAACAUCAACCACUGAGGAGGUAACUGAGGCCCCUACAAGUUCAACUACUGAGAUCGUGACCGAUGAUCCUUCAACAUCAACCACUGAGGAGGUAACUGAGGCCCCUACAAGUUCAACUAUUGAGAUCGUGACCGAUGAUCCUUCAACAUCAACCACUGAGAGAGUAACUGAGGCCCCUACAAGUUCAACUACUGAGAUCGUGACCGAUGAUCCUUCAACAUCAACCACUGAGGAGGUAACUGAGGCCCCUACAACUUCAACUACUGAGAUCGUGACCGAUGAUCCUUCAACAUCAACCACUGAGGAGGUAACUGAGGCCCCUACAAGUUCAACUACUGAGAUCGUGACCGAUGAUCCUUCAACAUCAACCACUGAGGAGGUAACUGAGGCCCCUACAAGUUCAACUACUGAGAUCGUGACCGAUGAUCCUUCAACAUCAACCACUGAGGAGGUAACUGAGGCCCCUACAAGUUCAACUACUGAGAUCGUGACCGAUGAUCCUUCAACAUCAACCACUGAGAGAGUAACUGAGGCCCCUACAAGUUCAACUACUGAGAUCGUGACCGAAGAUCCUUCAACAUCAACCACUGAGGAGGUAACUGAGGCCCCUACAAGUUCAACUACUGAGAUCGUGACCGAUGAUCCUUCAACAUCAACCACUGAGGAGGUAACUGAGGCCCCUACAAGUUCAACUACUGAGAUCGUGACCGAUGAUCCUUCAACAUCAACCACUGAGGAGGUAACUGAGGCCCCUACAAGUUCAACUACUGAGAUCGUGACCGAUGAUCCUUCAACAUCAACCACUGAGGAGGUAACUGAGGCCCCUACAAGUUCAACUACUGAGAUCGUGACCGAUGAUCCUUCAACAUCAACCACUGAGAGAGUAACUGAGGCCCCUACAAGUUCAACUACUGAGAUCGUGACCGAUGAUCCUUCAACAUCAACCACUGAGGAGGUAACUGAGGCCCCUACAAGUUCAACUACUGAGAUCGUGACCGAUGAUCCUUCAACAUCAACCACUGAGAGAGUAACUGAGGCCCCUACAAGUUCAACUACUGAGAUCGUGACCGAUGAUCCUUCAACAUCAACCACUGAGGAGGUAACUGAGGCCCCUACAAGUUCAACUACUGAGAUCGUGACCGAUGAUCCUUCAACAUCAACCACUGAGGAGGUAACUGAGGCCCCUACAAGUUCAACUACUGAGAUCGUGACCGAUGAUCCUUCAACAUCAACCACUGAGGAGGUAACUGAGGCCCCUACAAGUUCAACUACUGAGAUCGUGACCGAUGAUCCUUCAACAUCAACCACUGAGAGAGUAACUGAGGCCCCUACAAGUUCAACUACUGAGAUCGUGACCGAUGAUCCUUCAACAUCAACCACUGAGGAGGUAACUGAGGCCCCUACAAGUUCAACUACUGAGAUCGUGACCGAUGAUCCUUCAACAUCAACCACUGAGAGAGUAACUGAGGCCCCUACAAGUUCAACUACUGAGAUCGUGACCGAUGAUCCUUCAACAUCAACCACUGAGGAGGUAACUGAGGCCCCUACAAGUUCAACUACUGAGAUCGUGACCGAUGAUCCUUCAACAUCAACCACUGAGGAGGUAACUGAGGCCCCUACAAGUUCAACCACUGAGAUCGUGACCGAAGAUCCUUCAACAUCAACCACUGAGGAGGUAACUGAGGCCCCUACAAGUUCAACUACUGAGAUCGUGACCGAUGAUCCUUCAACAUCAACCACUGAGAGAGUAACUGAGGCCCCUACAAGUUCAACUACUGAGAUCGUGACCGAUGAUCCUUCAACAUCAACCACUGAGGAGGUAACUGAGGCCCCUACAAGUUCAACUACUGAGAUCGUGACCGAUGAUCCUUCAACAUCAACCACUGAGGAGGUAACUGAGGCCCCUACAAGUUCAACUAUUGAGAUCGUGACCGAUGAUCCUUCAACAUCAACCACUGAGAGAGUAACUGAGGCCCCUACAAGUUCAACUACUGAGAUCGUGACCGAUGAUCCUUCAACAUCAACCACUGAGGAGGUAACUGAGGCCCCUACAAGUUCAACUACUGAGAUCGUGACCGAUGAUCCUUCAACAUCAACCACUGAGGAGGUAACUGAGGCCCCUACAAGUUCAACUACUGAGAUCGUGACCGAUGAUCCUUCAACAUCAACCACUGAGAGAGUAACUGAGGCCCCUACAAGUUCAACUACUGAGAUCGUGACCGAUGAUCCUUCAACAUCAACCACUGAGGAGGUAACUGAGGCCCCUACAAGUUCAACUACUGAGAUCGUGACCGAUGAUCCUUCAACAUCAACCACUGAGGAGGUAACUGAGGCCCCUACAAGUUCAACUACUGAGAUCGUGACCGAUGAUCCUUCAACAUCAACCACUGAGGAGGUAACUGAGGCCGCUACAAGUUCAACCACUGAGAUCGUGACCGAAGAUCCUUCAACAUCAACCACUGAGGAGGUAACUGAGACCCCUACAAGUUCAACUACUGAGAAUGUGACAGACGAUCCUUCUACAUCAACCACUGAAAGGGUAACUGAGGCCCCUACAAGUUCAACUACUGAGAUCGUGACCGAUGAUCCUUCAACAUCAACCACUGAGGAGGUAACUGAGGCCCCUACAAGUUCAACUACUGAGAAUGUGACAGACGAUCCUUCUACAUCAACCACUGAAAGGGUAACUGAGGCCCCUACAAGUUCAACUACUGAGAUCGUGACCGAUGAUCCUUCAACAUCAACCACUGAGGAGGUAACUGAGGCCCCUACAAGUUCAACUACUGAGAAUGUGACAGACGAUCCUUCUACAUCAACCACUGAAAGGGUAACUGAGGCCCCUACAAGUUCAACCACUGAGAUCGUGACCGAAGAUCCUUCAACAUCAACCACUGAGAGAGUAACUGAGGCCCCUACAAGUUCAACUACUGAGAAUGUGACAGACGAUCCUUCUACAUCAACCACUGAAAGGGUAACUGAGGCCCCUACAAGUUCAACCACUGAGAUCGUGACCGAAGAUCCUUCAACAUCAACCACUGAGGAGGUAACUGAGGCCCCUACAAGUUCAACCACUGAGAUCGUGACCGAAGAUCCUUCAACAACAACCACUGAGGAGGUAACUGAGGCCCCUACAAGUUCAACUACUGAGAAUGUGACAGACGAUCCUUCUACAUCAACCACUGAAAGGGUAACUGAGGCCCCUACAAGUUCAACCACUGAGAUCGUGACCGAAGAUCCUUCAACAUCAACCACUGAGGAGGUAACUGAGACCCCUACAAGUUCAACUACUGAGAUCGUGACCGAUGAUCCUUCAACAUCAACCACUGAGGAGGUAACUGAGGCCCCUACAAGUUCAACUACUGAGAAUGUGACAGACGAUCCUUCUACAUCAACCACUGAAAGGGUAACUGAGGCCCCUACAAGUUCAACCACUGAGAUCGUGACCGAAGAUCCUUCAACAUCAACCACUGAGAGAGUAACUGAGGCCCCUACAAGUUCAACUACUGAGAAUGUGACAGACGAUCCUUCUACAUCAACCACUGAAAGGGUAACUGAGGCCCCUACAAGUUCAACCACUGAGAUCGUGACCGAAGAUCCUUCAACAUCAACCACUGAGGAGGUAACUGAGGCCCCUACAAGUUCAACCACUGAGAUCGUGACCGAAGAUCCUUCAACAACAACCACUGAGGAGGUAACUGAGGCCCCUACAAGUUCAACUACUGAGAAUGUGACAGACGAUCCUUCUACAUCAACCACUGAAAGGGUAACUGAGGCCCCUACAAGUUCAACCACUGAGAUCGUGACCGAAGAUCCUUCAACAACAACCACUGAGGAGGUAACUGAGGCCCCUACAAGUUCAACUACUGAGAAUGUGACAGACGAUCCUUCUACAUCAACCACUGUAAGGGUAACUGAGGCCCCUACAAGUUCAACCACUGAGAUCGUGACCGAAGAUCCUUCAACAACAACCACUGAGGAGGUAACUGAGGCCCCUACAAGUUCAACUACUGAGAAUGUGACAGACGAUCCUUCUACAUCAACCACUGAAAGGGUAACUGAGGCCCCUACAAGUUCAACCACUGAGAUCGUGACCGAAGAUCCUUCAACAACAACCACUGAGGAGGUAACUGAGGCCCCUACAAGUUCAACUACUGAGAAUGUGACAGACGAUCCUUCUGCAUCAACCACUGAAAGGGUAACUGAGGCCCCUACAAGUUCAACCACUGAGAUCGUGACCGAAGAUCCUUCAACAACAACCACUGAGGAGGUAACUGAGGCCCCUACAAGUUCAACUACUGAGAAUGUGACAGACGAUCCUUCUACAUCAACCACUGAAAGGGUAACUGAGGCCCCUACAAGUUCAACCACUGAGAUCGUGACCGAAGAUCCUUCAACAACAACCACUGAGGAGGUAACUGAGGCCCCUACAAGUUCAACUACUGAGAAUGUGACAGACGAUCAUUCUACAUCAACCACUGAAAGGGUAACUGAGGCCCCUACAAGUUCAACCACUGAGAUCGUGACCGAAGAUCCUUCAACAACAACCACUGAGGAGGUAACUGAGGGCCCUACAAGUUCAACCACUGAGAUCGUGACCGAAGAUCCUUCAACAUCAACCACUGAGGAGGUAACUGAGGCCCCUACAAGUUCAACCACUGAGAUCGUGACCGAAGAUCCUUCAACAUCAACCACUGAGAGAGUAACUGAGGCCCCUACAAGUUCAACCACUGAGAUCGUGACCGAAGAUCCUUCAACAUCAACCACUGAGGAGGUAACUGAGGCCCCUACAAGUUCAACCACUGAGAUCGUGACCGAAGAUCCUUCAACAUCAACCACUGAGGAGGUAACUGAGGCCCCUACAAGUUCAACCACUGAGAUCGUGACCGAAGAUCCUUCAACAUCAACCACUGAGGAGGUAACUGAGGCCCCUACAAGUUCAACCACUGAGAUCGUGACCGAAGAUCCUUCAACAUCAACCACUGAGAGAGUAACUGAGGCCCCUACAAGUUCAACCACUGAGAUCGUGACCGAAGAUCCUUCAACAUCAACCACUGAGGAGGUAACUGAGGCCCCUACAAGUUCAACCACUGAGAUCGUGACCGAAGAUCCUUCAACAUCAACCACUGAGGAGGUAACUGAGGCCCCUACAAGUUCAACCACUGAGAUCGUGACCGAAGAUCCUUCAACAUCAACCACUGAGGAGGUAACUGAGGCCCCUACAAGUUCAACCACUGAGAUCGUGACCGAAGAUCCUUCAACAUCAACCACUGAGGAGGUAACUGAGACCCCUACAAGUUCAACCACUGAGAUCGUGACCGAAGAUCCUUCAACAUCAACCACUGAGGAGGUAACUGAGGCCCCUACAAGUUCAACCACUGAGAUCGUGACCGAAGAUCCUUCAACAUCAACCACUGAGGAGGUAACUGAGACCCCUACAAGUUCAACCACUGAGAUCGUGACCGAAGAUCCUUCAACAUCAACCACUGAGGAGGUAACUGAGGCCCCUACAAGUUCAACCACUGAGAUCGUGACCGAAGAUCCUUCAACAUCAACCACUGAGAGAGUAACUGAGGCCCCUACAACUUCAACUACUGAGAUCGUGACCGAAGAUCCUUCAACAUCAACCACUGAGGAGGUAACUGAGGCCCCUACAAGUUCAACCACUGAGAUCGUGACCGAAGAUCCUUCAACAUCAACCACUGAGAGAGUAACUGAGGCCCCUACAAGUUCAACCACUGAGAUCGUGACCGAAGAUCCUUCAACAUCAACCACUGAGAGAGUAACUGAGGCCCCUACAACUUCAACUACUGAGAUCGUGACCGAAGAUCCUUCAACAUCAACCACUGAGGAGGUAACUGAGGCCCCUACAAGUUCAACCACUGAGAUCGUGACCGAAGAUCCUUCAACAUCAACCACUGAGGAGGUAACUGAGGCCCCUACAAGUUCAACCACUGAGAUCGUGACCGAAGAUCCUUCAACAUCAACCACUGAGAGAGUAACUGAGGCCCCUACAAGUUCAACUACUGAGAUCGUGACCGAAGAUCCUUCAACAUCAACCACUGAGGAGGUAACUGAGGCCCCUACAAGUUCAACUACUGAGAUCGUGACCGAAGAUCCUUCAACAUCAUCCACUGAGGAGGUAACUGAGGCCCCUACAAGUUCAACUACUGAGAUCGUGACCGAAGAUCCUUCAACAUCAACCACUGAGAGAGUAACUGAGGCCCCUACAAGUUCAACUACUGAGAUCGUGACCGAAGAUCCUUCAACAUCAACCACUGAGGAGGUAACUGAGGCCCCUACAAGUUCAACUACUGAGAUCGUGACCGAAGAUCCUUCAACAUCAUCCACUGAGGAGGUAACUGAGGCCCCUACAAGUUCAACUACUGAGAUCGUGACCGAAGAUCCUUCAACAUCAACCACUGAGAGAGUAACUGAGGCCCCUACAACUUCAACUACUGAGAUCGUGACCGAAGAUCCUUCAACAUCAACCACUGAGGAGGUAACUGAGGCCCCUACAAGUUCAACUACUGAGAUCGUGACCGAUGAUCCUUCAACAUCAACCACUGAGGAGGUAACUGAGGCCCCUACAAGUUCAACUACUGAGAUCGUGACUGAUGAUCCUUCAACAUCAACCACUGAGGAGGUAACUGAGGCCCCAACAAGUUCAACUACUGAGAAUGUGACCGAAGAGCCUUCGACCUCAACCACUGAGGAGAAAACUUAUGCUCCAACAACUUCCACAACUGAAAUAGUCACUGAAGAUCCAACUACCGUAUCAAAUGAAACAACUACAGUCACGUCUACUACUACCGAAAGACAAAUAAUUUGUCCUCCAGGUGUAAUCGACCAAAUACCUCACCCGGAUGACUGCGACUCGUAUUACGUCUGCAUUGCUGGAAUACCGAGAUUGAUGCGUUGCAUAAAUGGUUUUGAAUUUGAUCCAAUUGUGAAGAAUUGCGUACCAAUAUCAGAAAAUGGCUGCUUUGCGAAUAAGAACAAAUCGACCCCGAACGAUCAGGUGUCAACGACGUUUGAUUAUGAAUCCACAUUUAGUGAUUUCACUACUGUACCUACCCCGUCUGUAACAACGGAACAAGUUACUUCUGACGAAAAUACUGAUAGGACAAUAAAAACGACAGAAGAAGAUGCAACAACCAUAAGUGACAUAACUGAAAAGGAUAUAUCGACAACAACAGAUUCCUCUCCCCGCUCCACUGAUGUUACGACUGAUAACUCAGAAACGACUUCUACUGAAGACAAUGGUUCUACUACAACACAAGACCCAUCUAGUACAUCUCCCAAUAAUGAUGACAAUGAUUCUACUACGACUCAAGACCCAUCUAGUACAUCUACUACUACUGAUGACAAUGAUUCCAUUACAACUCAAGACCCAUCUAGUACAUCUACUAAUACUGAUGAUAAUGGUUCUACUACAACUCAAGACCCAUCUAGUACAUCUCCCAAUAAUGAUGACAAUGAUUCUACUACGACUCAAGACCCAUCUAGUACAUCUACUACCACUGAUGACAAUGAUUCCAUUACAACUCAAGACCCAUCUAGUACAUCUACUAAUACUGAUGAUAAUGGUUCUUCUACAACUCAAUACCCAUCUAGUACAUCUCCUAAUAAUGAUGACAAUGAUUCUACUACGACUCAAGACCCAUCUAGUACAUCUACUACUACUGAUGACAAUGAUUCCAUUACAACUCAAGAUCCAUCUAGUACAUCUACUUAUACUGAUGAUAAUGGUUCUACUACAACUCAAGACCCAUCUAGUACAUCUCCCAAUAAUGAUGACAAUGAUUCUACUACGACUCAAGACCCAUCUAGUACAUCUACUACUACUGAUGACAAUGAUUCUACUACGACUUCAGACCCAUCUAGUACAUCUACUAAUAAUGAUGACAAUGAUUCUACUACGACUCAAGACCCUUCUAGUACAUCUACUACUACUAUUGAUGACAAUAGUUCGAGUACAACUCCAGGACCAUCUAGUACUGAAGACAAUAUACAACCAGUUAUAUGUCCACCAAAUUUCAUUGGACAAAUUCCCCAUCCUGAAAUUUGUGAUAGAUACUAUGUGUGUGUAAGGGGACAAGCUACGUUAGUGCGAUGUCGCACGGGGCUAGAGUUUGAUCCAGAAACUAAGAGGUGUGUGACUAUAUCUGAAAACGGUUGUUUCGCCAAUCAAAACAAGACUACUUCAACUGAAACAACAACACAUUAUACUGAAACACCCAAAGAGGAGGAAACAUCAUCCGCAUCAUCUAAAACUACAAUAAAUGAUGUGACUAUUGAUCCAAUAGAAACAACGACAAUAAUUACUUGUGAGCCUGGCUUCACUGGAUUAUUACCGCAUCCUAUUUAUUGCAACAAAUUCAUUAAUUGUUCUGCCGGAGAAGCCUUAAUAGGUCUUUGCCCAUCAGGAAAAGAAUUUGAUCCAAAUUCUCAAGAAUGUGUUCCAAUAUCUAUGGAUGGUUGCUAUUCAUCAAAAGACACUACUACCACGACAGAAGCUGAGCAGACAACUCAUAACAUUAAACCUACUACUACUCAAGUUAUAGAAACAACUACAAUUAUCAUUUGUCCGCCUGGUUAUUCAGGGCUAAUAGCUGACCCGGAACGAUGUGAUAAAUUUUAUAUUUGUAGCGGCGGAGUUCCUUUACCACCACUAUACUGUGGACCUGGUGAAGAGUUUGAUCCUGACAUGCAAGGUUGUGUACGAAUAAGCGAAAAUGGAUGUAAUGCCAGAAGGAGAGUUUCCUCUACGACAAAAGAACCCACAACUGACUUCACUUCUGUUACAUCUGAAGAUGGAAGUUCAGCAACCACAACAAAUGAGGAAUCAAGUGUACCCGAUAAUACAACUACAAAUGAAGUAACAACUGAUAGUAGUAGCUCGGAUGGCGAAGAGAGUGAGAAAACGACCACUGUUAAUGUAGAAACUACACCACGCACCAUAUGUCCACCCGGUCACUCCGGAAUAGUUGCUGAUCCCGAAAGAUGUGACAAAUUUUACAUUUGUACGGGCGGAAUUCCGCUUCCUCCUAAUUAUUGCGGACCAGGCGAAGAAUUUGAUCCUAAGACUCAAGGUUGCGUUGUAAUUAGUGAAAAUGGUUGUAACGCAAAUAGAGACAAGUAUUUUACAUCAACUGAAUUUAAUGUAAUCAAAACUGAAAGUACAAAUCCAUCUGACGUAACAACAACGUCACAAGUUAUAAGUGAUGGUACCACAACAACAGAUAAGAAGGGAAAUGAUGAAAUUGCUACUACAGUUAAAGAAGGUACAAGUCCGAACAGUAUAUGUCCUCCAGGAUUUUCUGGAAUAGUUGGUGAUCCUGAAAGAUGUGAUAAAUUUUAUAUAUGUACCGGCGGAAUUCCUCUACCUCCGAACUACUGCGGACCUGGAGAAGAGUUUGAUCCAUCCAUACAUGGUUGUAAACCAGUAAGUCCAAACGGUUGUUACCAAAAGCGAGGCACAACUCCAACAACAGAUGCACAGACAGAUACAUACACUAUGGAACCAAAGAGCACAGUAGGACCUCAAGUCACAACUGGAAGGUCAACGGAAAGUGAUAAAACUACAUCCAAAACCAAUGGAACGGCUAACAUAUGCGCGCCAGGGUUUUCUGGUAUGGUUGCUGAUCCUGACAGAUGUGACAAAUUCUAUAUAUGUACAGGCGGAGUUCUCCUGCCUCCUUUAUAUUGUGAAAAAGGCAACGAAUUUGAUUCAACAGCACAAGGGUGUGUUCCAAUUAGUGCAAAUGGAUGCAGUGCUAAGAAAGAAACAGAGUUCGAUUCAAAUGACAAUGUGACAACAACCACACAAGCAAUUGAAACGACGCCGACACCAGGUCCCUGCUCAGCGGGUGGUAGCACGUUCGUUCCUGAUCCUGAAUCAUGUAAUAGAUAUUACAUUUGCAACGGAAGUAGGCCCAUAUCGUUACGAUGCAUCCGCGACUAUGAAUUUGAUCCAAUUUCUAAGUUAGCAAAGAAUCAGGCGGAAUGUAUGUAA
Danaus chrysippus (African queen) is the source of this 15378-nucleotide messenger RNA. The record is from the annotation of a GenBank genome assembly. Lineage: Eukaryota; Metazoa; Arthropoda; Insecta; Lepidoptera; Nymphalidae.